AUAAAGAUUAACGAUCAGGCGCGACGGGGCUUCCCUUGAAAGAAAUAAAGGGGUCCUCAGAGUAGUUUUUGCUAACAAAGCAGCCUCCAAAAUGUCGGGAGAGGUGUAUCUCUUCUGGCUCCUUUCUCUUUUACAAACGCUGUCGGCAUACGGUGUCGACCUGUCGUCAGAGGCAUGCAGGGAGCUGGGAUUCUCCAGCAACCUGCUGUGUAGCUCCUGUGACCUGCUUGGGGAGUUCAGCCUCAGCAAGCUCCAGCCCGACUGCCGGCACUGCUGCCAGGAGGAGGCCCAGAUGGAAGCUCGCAAGCUUUAUGCUGGAGCCAUCCUUGAAGUGUGUGGAUGAAAACUGGGGAGGUUCCCUCAAGUCCAAGCUUUUGUCAGGAGCGAUAAGCCGAAGAUGUUCAAGGGUCUUCAGAUCAAGUAUGUGAGAGGCUCUGAUCCUGUACUAAAGCUUUUGGAUGAUAACGGGAACAUUGCUGAAGAGCUCAGCAUCCUCAAGUGGAACACAGACAGCGUGGAGGAGUUCUUAGGUGAAAAAUUAGAUCGGAUAUAGACUUGCACAACAUUUUUUUUUUUUUUUGUGAAGGAGUCAGUUCACAGAAAUUACAGACAAAGAUACAUUUUACUGCCUCUUGUUUUAUCUCUUGUUCCCACAGAUAAGUUUUACUUUAGUGUUCCAAGACUCUGAAAGUCACCUCUCUCCCUUUUUUUAGGCAAAAUCUAUUAGUGGUGCUCUCCGUAUUGAAAAAUACCUGUUUAAAAAAUACAUUAGCUGCUCAUUUGUCUCCUGAUUACUGGACAUUAACCACCUUAGAUUUAACACAGAGCAGAAUGCAUCACAGCUAGUUUGUGAAGUAGUCGUCCAGGUGAGCUGAAGUCUUUCCUGCAACAUCUGUAAUUGAAUUUAAAAGGCAACAAAUCAAACUCUUUGUUGUGUUAAAAGAAAACCUUAACAAAUUGAAUGAACUGCAUGACCAAAGAUAACUAGCGGCACGUACGACUUUUUAGUAAUGUGUGAACUGACUCCAUUGGCUAUUUACCAAUUUGUACACAAACCUGGCCUUGAUAGAUUGUACAAUGACUGCUCUGACUGUUUUUGUAUGUGAAAGGUUUCAUUGAGUAACUUGUGAGAAUGAAAACAUCCCAAUCCCACCUUUUUAAAUAAUGAUUAUUAUUACAAAUCUAAAUCAUUAGGUUUAUUCCAUUAUGAACUAUCUUGUUUACUGUCUACAUCGUUACAGUCUGUUCAAUAUUCCUGUAAAAUUAUUUUUUUAUAACGCUCAACAUUGUGACUGGCAGUGUAGUAGGAAUGAGUGGAUCCCAGUUGCUCUUCGAAUGCAGAUGUCUUUGCAGAGGCACACGUUGGUGAAGGACUCCCAGUAAACCGAAGUUGGGAUGUGAGGCCUGAUAUAUUUGUGUUUUUCUGCAUCUUUUGCUUUGAGGAGAAACUGGAUGAUGUUUGGAUGCUGUUUCGUGGCAAAGUGAAGGUUUAAAUAUGCAACAAUAAACAAAAUCUCUGGUGGGUUUUCUGUCCACAGAUGCA
Messenger RNA from Betta splendens (Siamese fighting fish), 1543 nucleotides. It is a transcript of the gene selenof, whose product is annotated as selenoprotein F. Gene Ontology annotation, cellular component: endoplasmic reticulum lumen. Gene Ontology annotation, molecular function: oxidoreductase activity. The record is from RefSeq and is a predicted model, not a curated record. The transcript is spliced from 5 exons. Lineage: Eukaryota; Metazoa; Chordata; Actinopteri; Anabantiformes; Osphronemidae.